AUGACGAGCAGGGAGGUCCGAGACGACCUCACGUUGGCACAGCAGCUGUUCGUCGUCUAUGUGGGCUCCUCUCAGGGCGCUCCAGAUGAUGGCAGCAGCUCCGCCCCCCUGCUAGUGACCGUGGCAUCUGGGAUGUCAAACCUGAUUGGAGGGAUUCAAGCGUGGAGUUCCGGAAAAGAUGAGGAGGAUUCGGGAAGUCACAACCUGUUCUCGGACUUUGAAAAGGAAAGAGAGGCUGGAGGAUCUCUCAAUGGGUUUCUGGGUUUUAUGGACCAUUUAGCACUGCAGUGUGAGUGGAUAAUGGGUGACAAUAAACUCAUGAAUUCUCUAAAAGCUGAGCAGUUUGACAUUGCGAUUGUAGAUGUGUUUAACCCCUGCUCACUCUUGGUGGCAGAGAAGCUGCAUUUACACUUUGUGACUGUCCACGUGGGGAAUUUUUGGAGUUGGUGCUUGGCUGGAUUACCGAGCCCACCCUCCUAUGUUCCUGCAGCACAAUCUCUGCUCACAGAUCGCAUGGAGUUCUGGGAUCGACUGAAGAAUUCCAUGAUAUUCCUGAGCUCAUCCCUGUUGGAAAGGAUGAUCUUCGCAAAGUUUGAUAAAGCCAUCAAGACUUGCUUCCCAGUUGGAUCUGAACCCAGUCUGCCUGAGCUGUACCUAAACGCUGAGUUAGCAAUCUAUAAUACAGAUUUCACCUUGGAAUUCCCAAGGCCACUGCUCCCUAAUGUAGUCUAUGUUGGAGGGUUACUUUCAAAACCAGCAAAGCCAGUCUCCCAGGAGCUGGAAGAUUUCAUAUUGACGGCUGGAGAGAAUGGCUUUGUGGUGGUGACUCUUGGUUCCAUGCUUGCCUCUGUUAAUCUCCCCGUGGUGUUGAAGGAGAUGAACGCUGCCUUCUCACACCUCCCCCAGGCGGUUAUUUGGCGACACUUGCACAGUCAUUGGCCAAGUGAUGUCCAGCCUGCUCCUAACGUCAUGUUGGUGGAUUGGCUCCCUCAGAAUGACCUGCUCGGACACCCAAAGGCUCGUCUCUUGGUGACUCACGGUGGCCUGAACAGCCUGAUGGAAGCAGUGUACCACGGAGUGCCAGUAAUUGGAAUCCCACUAUUUGGAGAUCAGUUUGAUAACAUGGUGAGAGCGGAAGCAAAGGGCCUUGGUUUGACCAUCCAAGUCAGCCAGCUGAAAGCCCAGGAGCUCAGCAAUGCCAUGGCAACAGUUAUAGGAGACAAACGGUACAAGACUUCAGCGCUGGCUCUGAGCCGCAUUCAUCGCUCACACCCAUUCCCUCCAUCUGAACGUCUAGUCAGGUGGGUGGAGCACAUUGUGCAGCUCGGGGGAGGACAUCACCUUCGGCCCUAUGGGCUGCAGCAGCCCUGGUACCAGCAGUACCUCAUCGACGUCGUUUUGUUCCUGCUGGUGAUUGUUUUUACGAUAACGUUCAUUAUAAUCAAGAUUCUGAAGAGUGCAGUGUGCUAUCUGCGGUGGGGAAGGAAAUCGAAAAUGGCUUGAAGUGACGUGAUCGCUGACCAAUAAUCUCAAAUACUUUUUGCGAUAUGGACUUUUAAAAAAGAAUAACUCUUUAUUUCAUUUUUUGUGUUGCUUUGUAGUGCACCAUGAGGAUUUAAUUAAUGUAUAAUGGCGGCUGUCUAGAUUUUGUACCAAAUCUGAGGGAACUAUGAACAUUCACCCAAUAGCACAUGAUCAUUGUAGCCUACAUCCCACUAUUACCAACCAGUGAGGACAAUCAAUUGUAAAUUGUCUGAGAAAUACAUCAUUUACCCGAGAAGUGAAUUAUUUUACAAAUACAGUUCAUGUGCUUGUUCACUU
This is a messenger RNA of Carcharodon carcharias (great white shark), 1821 nucleotides long. Its product is annotated as UDP-glucuronosyltransferase 3A1-like. The transcript is spliced from 6 exons. The record is from RefSeq and is a predicted model, not a curated record. The coding region runs from base 1 to 1503 and encodes 500 amino acids. Gene Ontology annotation, molecular function: UDP-glycosyltransferase activity. Lineage: Eukaryota; Metazoa; Chordata; Chondrichthyes; Lamniformes; Lamnidae.